UCAUUUUAUUCUGGAGUAAUACUUUAAUUGAGUUACUAAAUAUAAAUUUAUUGAUAGCUAAAUGGGUCAACUCGUGGGUCGUAUGCCCAAAACUUGGGAAGACUUAAUGGAGGAACGUGAUCGUGUGUUGCACUGGAGUUGUGAAAUUCUGGCUCGCGUCGACGACAAUAUAAACAAUGAGGAGACCUUUCUGAUGGAUUACGAUAAUAAGAGAAUCAAUGAGAAGGUCAAUCAGUGGAUUUCAGAGCACAGGAUACAACGGGACACGAUUCUCAAGGAAUUCAUUGAGACAAGUCCUGUUUAUAGGGAGAAAAUUAAUCGGGGAGUGAUCAAGAUUUCAAAUGAAGUGAGAGACAAAAUGCGAAGGGAGUACAGUGAGUCGUACAAGGACAUAAGGAAAUUCACGAGGCGUGUGGAUUUGCUUGGUGAGAUGCAGCGAAAGAUACACAGAGAAAUAUUGAUGUUGGAGAAUUCUUGCAAAGAUAAUCCCAAGAAAUUGGCAAGAAAACUUGCACAACUGAGAACCUGGGUAUUCAACAAUCUCGAGACUAGUGAGAAAAUUAUCUUCGUCGAGAAGAGACUAUUUGAUAGUUUUAGAAAGAAAGCUUACGUCAUUGAUCGUAAAUAUAGGGAGGAGUGUUAUAAGCUGUUGGAGAAAUUAAUUCGGAAAUUUUAGAUGCAAAUAAACGGAGGUGUUCUGUUUUGGCCUGUUGGAAUUUUUUUCAUGAUGGCUACGAGCGGUGCUUGUGCUUAAUUUAUAUGAAUAAAAAUGAAUAAAAUAAUUUUAAAAUAUCCUCUUUUCAAAGUCCAUGAUAAUUUCAAUAUAUGCCAUUGUUUUUCAAAAAUAUUCAUCAAAAAUCAAUGUGAUAGGUGAUAGGAUUAAAUAACGA
Messenger RNA from Diachasma alloeum, 890 nucleotides. RefSeq lists its product as uncharacterized. Bases 62 to 676 code for a protein of 204 amino acids. The transcript has 2 exons. Lineage: Eukaryota; Metazoa; Arthropoda; Insecta; Hymenoptera; Braconidae. The record is from RefSeq and is a predicted model, not a curated record.